This is a messenger RNA of Daucus carota subsp. sativus, 756 nucleotides long. RefSeq lists its product as uncharacterized. The record is from RefSeq and is a predicted model, not a curated record. NCBI's taxonomy places the organism in Eukaryota, Viridiplantae, Streptophyta, Magnoliopsida, Apiales, Apiaceae. The transcript has a single exon. The coding region runs from base 1 to 756 and encodes 251 amino acids. Gene Ontology annotation, molecular function: nucleic acid binding; RNA-DNA hybrid ribonuclease activity.
AUGACGGGAGAAUAUUAUGUAAUCUUGUCUUUAAUAGUCUGGUUACUCAACAUGCUGUCUAAGGCGCCUGAAAAUACAUUGAUAAAGAUUUCGACUGUGUUGUGGAGUAUUUGGUUUGCUAGAAAUAAGCAAAUAUUUGAGAGUAAGAACAUGCCUCCAGCAGUUGGAAUAUUGUGGAGUAAAAGGCAAAUUGAUGAAUGGCAGGUAGCAAACAAAAAAUCAGGUGUUCUGCAGAAUUCAAGGGAGAACAGUAUAGCAGACAACAUCAAAUGGAAACCCCCAGAAGUUGAUCAACUCAAAAUUAAUGUGGAUGCAGUUUUGACAACAGGCCAGAACUCAUAUGCAGUUGGUAUGGUUAUUAGAAAUCAUCACAGCCAGUACAAAGCGGGUAAAAUAAUGAGGUUUGCAGGCAUGGUUUCAGUACUUGAAGCAGAAUUGAAAGGUAUUCUGGAAGCUAUUCUUUGGGCUCAAGAAAUUGCAGGUUGCUCUGUAACCAUUGAAUCUGACUCUCUGAUCAGUACUAAUGCAAUAAACCAUGGCCACGAUAGCUCUCUGGAAGCUGAAGACUUGGUACAGCAGUGUCAAGAGGUGUUAAGUAACAACUCUAGAAUCUCAGUUAGACAUGUUAAAAAGCAAGCGAAUAAGGUAGCGCAUAAUCUUGCUAGGGUGCCUUGUGAGCGUAAUUGCUUUAUUGUUUUCACGUCUCCUCCAUCAUGUUUGUUGGGGACAUUAUUGUCGGAUGCUUUGGAGUUUUAA